AUGAAUGGAGCUGUAGAAGCCGCCAACAAGAAUAUAAAGAAGAUUUUGAGGAAAAUGAUUGAUAAUCGCAGAGGUUGGCACGAGAUGUUGCCAUAUGCUUUGUUGGGUUACCGAACGACUGUCAGGACAUCAGUUGGAGCUACUCCAUAUUUGCUAGUAUAUGGAACAGAAGUAGUUAUACCUGCAGAAGUUGAAAUACCUUCAUUGAGAAUCAUCCAAGAAGCUGAAUUGAGUGAUAUUGAAUUGGUCCGCAAACGGAUUGAUCAGUUAACGUUGAUUGAUGAGAAGAGAAUGAAAGUAAGAGCCAGAAUAUUCAAAAUUGGUCAAUUAGUUCUCAAACGAAUUUUUCCUCAUCAAGAUGAGUAUAAAGGGAAAUUUGCACCAAAUUGGCAAGGACCCUACAUGGUUCGUAAAGUGUUGUCUGGAGGUGCUUUGGUCCUGGCGGAGAUGGUUGGCACUGAAUGGCCAAAAUCGAUCAACUCAGAUGCUGUCAAGAGAUACUAUGCGUGA
Molecule: messenger RNA, 510 nt
Organism: Solanum tuberosum (potato)
Lineage: Eukaryota; Viridiplantae; Streptophyta; Magnoliopsida; Solanales; Solanaceae
Exons: 2
Coding region: 1-510 (169 amino acids)
Molecular function (GO): nucleic acid binding
Source: RefSeq, a predicted model, not a curated record